Messenger RNA from Pieris rapae (cabbage white), 688 nucleotides. RefSeq names its product 39S ribosomal protein L54, mitochondrial (gene mRpL54). The record is from RefSeq and is a predicted model, not a curated record. Gene Ontology annotation, molecular function: structural constituent of ribosome. The transcript is spliced from 3 exons. Bases 129 to 575 code for a protein of 148 amino acids. NCBI's taxonomy places the organism in Eukaryota, Metazoa, Arthropoda, Insecta, Lepidoptera, Pieridae. Gene Ontology annotation, cellular component: mitochondrial large ribosomal subunit.
GAUAUUAGAUAGUACUAAAUUUUUGGCGCUGGCGUAACAUAUGUUUUUAAACUAAAUAUUAAGUGAUUGUUACGUUUCAGCUUAAUAAUCAAUUAUUCUUCUGAAACCUGAACCUUUUUAACUGUAAAAUGUUGUGUCAUUUAAUUCGUAUACUGCCCCUAAAUUACCGGUCAGUAGGAACUUGUUCAUUCAUCACGAUACCAAAAUAUCAAAUGCAUACGGAUGUUACUAGAUAUGCUGUAAAGAAAACAACCUCGGCUGCUGGAGGGGUUUUGGGUUUGGGCCGGGGUAAGAAGAAAGUUGGCAAAGUUAGUGCUAUGGAGAAAAAGCAGCUUCCGGUUGAGUCAGAUCCUGAAAAACUAGUAAAUUAUGUUUGUGGCUCUAAUAUCUAUCUCACUGGUGAAGAUGUCAAGAUAAAAGAUGACAGAGAGUACCCUGAUUGGCUUUGGACUUUAAACAGAGGAGGUGCACCUCGUAUUGAAGAACUGGACCCUAACACAAAAGAAUACUGGAAGAGAGUUAGGGCCGCUGGAAUGAAGAGAAACAAUAAGCUGCGAUCUAUGAGGAAGUUUUAAUUUAGUAAUAUCAUUGUACCAAUGUUCAACCUGAGUGAAAGUGAUGCAUUUGUAUGCAAGGGUACACCUUUUUGAGUAAUUUAUGAAAUUUGUAAAUAUAUUUGAUGCUAGAA